AUGGAGUCCUUCGUCAUUCGAACCCCUUGCUCCUCGGCCAACAUUGGCCCCGGCUUCGAUGUGAUCGGCCUGGCCCUGUCCCUCCACAUGGAACUCCACGUCAGCGUCGACUCCUCCAAGACCUCGUCCGAACUUCCAUUGAACUGCGCCAUCACCUAUGAGGACCUUAGCAAGAGCGCCGAGCAGAUCUCGCUUGAUCCCGAGGUCAAUCUGAUCACCCGCGUAGCUUUGUAUUUGCUGCGAUGCCACGACCAGCGUGCCUUCCCCGUUGAGACCAAAGUACAUAUUAUCAACCCCAUUCCGCUGGGUCGGGGUUUGGGAUCGUCGGGUACCGCAGUGGUGGCCGGUGUCAUGCUGGGCAAUGAGGUCGGCAAGUUGGGUUUGAGCAAGGAGCGUCUGCUCGACUACUGCUUGAUGAUUGAGCGACACCCCGAUAAUGUGGCUGCCUCACUGUUUGGAGGCUUUGUCGGUACCUACCUCAAUGAGCUGAAGCCCGAGGACGUUGCGCGGAAAGAGAUUCCGCUUAGUGAAGUGUUGCCCGCUCCGGCUGGUGGCAUUGAUACCGGUUUCAAGCCCCCGGAGCCCCCUCUGGGAAUUGGUCACUACCGCAAGUUUAACUGGGCUCCCGAAAUCAAGGCCAUUGCCAUCAUUCCCGACUUCGUCGUGCCCACCGCCAAUGCUCGCAACGUGCUCCCGGAGACCUACUCCAGAGCCGAUGUCGUCUUCAACCUCCAACGCGCAGCCCUGCUUCCCGCGGCGUUGGGAACUUCCCCGCCGGACCCUGACAUGAUCUUCCUGGCCAUGCAGGAUAAGGUGCAUCAACCAUACCGCAAGACUUUGAUCCCCGGUCUGACCGAGAUUCUGCAAUCCAUGACCCCGGCCACCCAGCCAGGUCUGCUGGGUAUUUGUCUUUCCGGGGCGGGUCCAACCAUCCUGGCCCUGGCCACCGAUCGAUUCACCGAGAUCGCAGACCGCAUCAUCGCUCAGUUCGCUACUAAUAACAUCACCUGCCAGUGGAAGCUCCUCGAGCCCGCACAGGCUGGUACCACCGUGAGCCCUAACUAA
Molecule: messenger RNA, 1065 nt
Organism: Penicillium maclennaniae
Lineage: Eukaryota; Fungi; Ascomycota; Eurotiomycetes; Eurotiales; Aspergillaceae
Product: homoserine kinase
Exons: 3
Coding region: 1-1065 (354 amino acids)
Biological process (GO): L-threonine metabolic process
Molecular function (GO): homoserine kinase activity; ATP binding
Source: RefSeq, a predicted model, not a curated record